This is a messenger RNA of Salvia hispanica, 1119 nucleotides long. Its product is annotated as fatty acid elongase 3-like. Gene Ontology annotation, biological process: very long-chain fatty acid biosynthetic process; sphingolipid biosynthetic process; fatty acid elongation, monounsaturated fatty acid. The record is from RefSeq and is a predicted model, not a curated record. Gene Ontology annotation, cellular component: endoplasmic reticulum membrane. Gene Ontology annotation, molecular function: fatty acid elongase activity. NCBI's taxonomy places the organism in Eukaryota, Viridiplantae, Streptophyta, Magnoliopsida, Lamiales, Lamiaceae.
GGGCUUCUAAGAAUAUGGACUCAAUAAUUAAACAAUAAAAGCCCAAUCAUAUGAACCCCAAUAAUAGAGAGUAGAUUUAUGAAAUAAAAAAAUGAAGAAAGACAAUAAUAGAGCAUCAUUUUGAUAGGCCGACCACAAAUAGCCUUCCUUACCCAAUCCCCUCCAGAGCGGCGCGUGAUGUCCACUCUGUACGCCACCGCCCACUACUGGCUGGUGGAGCACCCCAGCAUCAGCCAAUACGAAUGGAUCCCCAACCAAUCCCCUGGCUCCACCCCUCUCUUCCUCUUCGCCACCGUGGCCACCUACCUCAGCCUCACCCUCCUCCUCUCCCUCCGCCCCCUCCCGUCCCCACCCCCCUUCCUCCGCCUCAUCACCGCCUUCCACAGCCUCCUCCUCUGCCUCCUCUCCCUCCUCAUGGCCGUCGCCUGCACCCUCUCCGCCCUCCACCAGUCCCCCACCCCGACCUGGCCCAUCUGCUUCCCAGCCAACCACACCCCGCCGCGUGGCCCCACCUUCUUCUGGGCCCACGUCUUCUACCUCUCCAAAAUCGCCGAGCUCCUCGACACGCUCCUCAUCCUCCUCAGCGGCGCCCGCGGGAGGAGGCGCCUCACGCUCCUCCACGUGUACCACCACGCGGCCGUCGUGGCGGUGUGCCGCGCCUGGGUGUCGGAGCGCCAGUCGCUCUUCCCCGUCGCGCUCGUGACCAACGCGGCGGUGCACGUGCUCAUGUACGCCUACUACCUGCUCUGCGCGAUUGGGAUAAGGCCGCGGUGGAAGCGCGUGGUCACCGACCUCCAGAUCCUGCAGUUCGUCUUCAGCUUCGCGGUGUCGGGCUGGAUGCUCCGGAUCCACUUCGGGGGCGGGCCGGGUUGCGAGGGGAUCCGGGUGUGGUGCGUUAAUGCGGUGUUUAAUGCGUCGCUAUUGGCGUUGUUUGCGGACUUUCAUGUCAACAAUUAUGCCAAGAGAAAGAGAUUAGCUGAGGAUGGGGAUAAUAAGAAGAUAUCGUGAAUUUUUUUGUAUUUUUAUCCAUUGAAUUUUAGAUUUCGAUCGUGAGUUUCAAAUGAAUUUGAUAAAAGCUUACUCCAAUUUUAAGAAAUGGAUUAAGAAUAUUAUCGUCUA